This is a messenger RNA of Rhipicephalus sanguineus (brown dog tick), 10631 nucleotides long. Its product is annotated as golgin subfamily A member 3. The record is from RefSeq and is a predicted model, not a curated record. The transcript is spliced from 17 exons. NCBI's taxonomy places the organism in Eukaryota, Metazoa, Arthropoda, Arachnida, Ixodida, Ixodidae. Bases 307 to 4329 code for a protein of 1340 amino acids.
GAGACGGCGCGUCGUUCUCCAUGAUGUCGUCUGUCAUGAUGAUGUCCCGAGUUCGAUGGAACGACGCGAUGUGAUUGUGUUGCCGGUAAGCGCGGCCGUUCGUCAUUGAACAGCGACAUCGUGGACGCGGGGCACGCCGUCGCAGUGCUUUAACACGCCGCACAGCCUACGCAAAGAUUUCAACAUUCUUGCAUCAGUUGAAGUGCCAGGGUAUCGCAUAAUGGGCCACCUGGCCAGUGAGUGAACCGGCUCGCUCGAGUGUGGGGCGUUGGUCGUCCUGCUGGAUCUGGCUUGGCUUGGCUGGCCAUGGCCUACCUCGAGCUGAACGUUGAGCAGGUGAACAAGGCGGCCGAGCUGCUCCCUUACGACACUCAGGACAUUGACCCCUUGGCCAAUGUUGUCGAUCCACGGCUUGACAUCCGUUCUUCCAAGUCUUCCGCAGCUGGCUCUACUAUGCCUUUUCUGGCCGAGUCUGAGCAGAGCCGACGAUCCAGCGUGGCUAGCUCGGCGGGAAGCACGGCGGGCAAGGCCCAGGCACCACCUGGGCCCCCGAUAGGUGCCGCAAGUCCGGCCACCAACGGAACCGAGCAGCUCCCAGCAGCUUCGCCUGACGACCCGGUCUAUCCAAACAUCUCUCCCCGGGUGGCGGAGUACGUGGCGACUGAGAAUCCGACACUGUGCACCCAGGUGGCCGAGUGCAUCGAGAAGCACUCCCUGGUGCACUCGCCGCGCCGAGCGCAGGCCGCUCCGGCCAGCUCUGCGACUCCCCGUUCACCGCUCAAGUGCAUGGCACAGGCAGCCGACGCCCUCGCGGUCCAGCAGUCCACCAUUGGUGUCCCCCUGAAGCCAUCUGUGCCGACCAAGGCCAUCUACCAGGAGUUGGUUGAGUAUCCCCCAGAGAGCAUCGUGGCCUCCGUUGACGAGCGCACUUCCUGGCUUCGCACCAUCCUGAGCAGUCAGGCUGCCGCCAGAAAUCACGUGCAGUCUCCCCAGAACGGGUCUGCCAAGCCUAACCCCCUCCUCCGCAACCAGUGCACCAUCACCCGGAGGGAGCUGCCUUCCGUGCACAACUGGAGGCGGCCCUCCGAGGAGCCUGGCUUCGACGCGGACAACUUCGACUCGGCCUCCAUGUGCUCCGAGACCGAGUCGAACCUGUCGUGGGUCAGCGACGUCGACGACGAGAUCAGGAUGCUGAAGUCCAUGAUGGUGCCGCGGGCUUCCCAGUUCGCCGUCCUCACCGCCCGAGAGAAGACGGCGACUGGCACGCAGACCGACCAGCUGUCCUCGACUGGUAGUGUUGUGGCUCACGUCGGCAUUGAAACGGACGAGACAGACCACUUUGCGAUCUUGAAGGAGAAGGUCCACCUCGAGGGUGAGCUGGACACGCUCCAGGGAGAGCUGGGCCGGCUGGUUCAGGCCAAGUCCGAGCUGAAGACGCGGGCUGCCGCCGCCGAGGCCCGCUGCCAGAAGCUCGCGGAGGAGAAAGACGCAGCCGUUCAACGGGAGGCUAGCUUGCAGCAGGAGCUGCAGACGCUCAAGAUGGAGUCUGUGCGCUACGGGCGUGUGGUGGGUGACUAUGACAGCCUGAUCCACUCCAAGGAAUCCGAGACAGGCUUCCUGCACGACGAGGCCGCUGUGCUGUCAAACGAGAACCGUGAACUGAAGGUCGCUGUAGAGGAGCUGAAGGUGGACCUGGAGUCGCGUUGCGGAGCCAUUGAGGGACUCAAGAAGAAGAUUGCCGAGAUGCACGUCGAGAGCCAGUCGGCCGUGCGUGCCCGGGCCCAGCUGGAAGCCGAGAAUGCAAGCAUCCGCAACCAACUGCAGGUGAUCGAGAAGUCCAAGGACUGGUUCCGCGAUCAGCUCCACGAGAGUCAGCAAGGCAGGAACCAGCUGCACAAGGAGCACGUGGCCACCCAGGCCGAGAAGAUUGCACUGGAGAGCACAGCGGAGAUGCUCCGAGCUGAGAACGCACGCUUGACUCAGGAGCUGAUGGAGGCCCGGCAUCGUUCCGUGCGGGACAAAGAGAGCCUCAUGAAAAGGCUCGAGGACAUCGAAGCCGACCUGCUCGAGAGGGAGGCCACUCUGUCUCGCGAGGCCGCUGAAGCACAGCCUCAGCAGCCCGUUUCCGAGGCAAGCGACCUGUCCAGCAAGUUACGUGUGGCCGAGCUGGAAGAACAGCUGCGUUCGGCCGAGUCGAGCCUAUCCGAGCGGUCCGCAGCCCUGUCAGCACUGGAGCGGGAGCGUACGGAGCUGGUGACGGAAGUACAGCGACUACGACUGCGACUGAGCGACAGUGAGCUCGGUCGGCGUAACCAGGACGAGCUGCUACGGGAAGGCGUGCAGAAGGUCCGGCGACUGCAGACGGAACUGGCGGCCAGUGAGGAGCGAGCCACGGAACUACGCAACCAGAAGGCAGCCCUCGAAGUGGCCUUGGCUGCAGCCAACGAGGACAAGCGCGUUGUCGGCGAGUCGCUGGGUACCCUGACCGAAAACUUGGCCCGGCUCGAAAACAACUUCAAGCUCAUCCGCACCGAGCAGGUGGCCAAGACAGCGCAGAUCGACCAGCUGCAAAGAGAGAAGGCCUCGCUCGGCGAGCGCCUCUCGGAGACCGAGACGGCCCUGUCGCUGGCAAGGAAGGAACUCGCGUCCCGGUCUAAUGCACAAUCUCAGGCUCAGGCCAUGGAGGUUAGUCAGCUGCGCAAGCAGUACAGUGACCUACAGAAUGUGGUGCGUGUCCUCGAGGCCGACCUCAAGAAGGCUGCAGCUGAGGCCAGGGAGGCAACAACAAGGCACGGGGUGGACAAGGAGAAGCUGCGGCAAUCGGAGGAACAGCUGGAACAUGCCGAGGCCGAGCUGGAGACCCUGGCACAGCGCAAUGCUGUCCUGCAGAGCCAGCUGCACGAGUCAGCUCAGCGGCUGGUCCGGGAGGAGGCUCGCCGAGUGGCCAGCCUUCAGGAGCAGGCGCAGCUGCACGACCCCUCCACCUGGGAGACGCGUGUUCGAGAGCUCGAGCAGACGCUGGCCACUCGCGAGAUGGCCACCAGAGAGCAGGAACGCAUGCACAAGUCCAACAUCCGUCUACUGACGCGCAAGCUCCGCGAGAAGAUGAAGGAGCUCAAGCUGGCUCAGGUGCAGCUGGCCAACGCGGAGUCGCAACAGGAGGAAGACCAGCAGCGGCGGAAGAGCCAGAAACCGGUCAGCCAGGAAGUCCAGACCCUGGAUCAGCCGGAGAAAGCCAGUGCCGAGGCUCAGACCGAUGCGGCGGCAAAGAUCCAGGAGGAGCAGACAGAGUUAGCUGAAAAGAACCAGGAAUUGCUGCUGCAGCUUGAGAGGGAACAAGGACGGCUUGCUGGUUCCCUAAAGGCACAGGAAGAGCUGCGUGCCUGCGUGGAGCAAUUGGAGCGGCAGCUGUCGGAGCAGGGUGGUUGCAUGGCUGAGCUCCAGUGCCAGCUGGAGCAGGUGCAGGGGCGUGCCGACCAGGUACAGGCCCUGCACCAGAGCUCGGUGGCCGACCUCCAGAGGGAGCUCGAGAAAGAGCGCACGCUCAGCAAGGAGCUGCGGCAAAGGAUCUUUGAGGAGAAGCGUCGUGGGGGCCAGCUGCAGCGUCAGCUGUCGAGCCUAAAGCAGGGUUUGUCGGAGGCGAGCCAGUCGGCGGAUGCGGGUCGGCUCAAGGCCCAGGCUCAGGCCGAGCUGGCACAGAGCCUCGAGGCACAGCUGAGGGAGGCACAGGGCCGGCUGGAGGGACUCCGAGCAGACCUCGCUGCUUCCCAGGCGGCCAGGCAGGAGUUGGAGGCCAAGCUGCGCAAUGCCCAGGAGAGAGAUCCUGCCCUGGAGCAGCAGAUGAAGCUGCUGAGCUGGAACGUGAAGGAGAAGACCCAGGAAGUGGCUGCCCUCCAGGAACGCGUGCGCCUAGCCGAGACUGCCCACCAGGCCGAAGUUGCGGGACUGCGCAGACAGAUUGAGGAGGCCCAGCAGCAGCACUCUGACCUGUCGGCCGAGCUGAUGUCGGUGCGCAAGGAGAAGUUCACCCUCCAGGCCAGGCUGCAGGAGCUUCGCAAUGUGCUGCGCUCGCGCAUGGAGCAGUGCAAGGAGCUGCAGAGGCAGCUGACGGAACUGGCAGAGACCACCGAGUUUGACCUGCCCAACGUCGUGCCGGACUUCGACGACUCGUACAUCACGGAAUUGCUCCAGCAGUGUUCUUCACAGCCGACCAGCAGGCCACUUGGGAGCCUUCAAGUGUGCCUUGACUCACUCAAGCAGGACUUGAACACUCUUCACAGCCAGAUUCGGCAGAACGUGGAGCUUCCUAAGAAAGAACUCGUGACCUGAAAAGACUGCUACAACCGCUUGGAACGCACAUCAUGGUCUUCCAUCCCAGUGACUGAUGCCAAAGAAUGAACACCUUUCGACGGGAAGUUGGUUUUUGAAGGACCAGGGUUAUAAAGCUUUCUAGUGUGUCGUGGCCAUGUAGUAACCGUUCCGGUGUUGGGGUAUAUCUGUGUGAAGAGCUGCCUCUUUUAUGUAGUAUAUAUUCAUCUUUCUUGGUUUGUACGGCGUGUGUUUUUGUACGUUCCUCGUUUUUUUUUUCUCCGUCUACAUAAUAUACUUUCAAAGUAGUGUCGACAUUCUUUUCUCAUUUAUUGAGUGUGAUUGAAUGGAAUUGGAACAGGGUGUUACGAGUGAACUAGGAUUUUAGUGCGAGCGAUUGUUUUGUCGGGUGUGUGGAAGGCGUCGGCUGCAUCAGAGAACGAGUGAAUGCGGUGUGUGUAGUAUGGAGACCUGGGGCCAUUUUCCGAGUCAUUCAUUUUUUUAAAGAAGAAUACCUACGCUAUCAUUUUUAUAGUGUGCUCUGACCGGUGCAACAGAUGCCCAGCAAAAAGAGUUUCUAGGGUUUUUUACGGAUGCAUGGUGUUGUGUGCAAUGUGCUGGUUACGUUUGUUGGCAUUGUCCUUCGGCAUUGUCUUUCAGAAUACUGCCUUGCUUCAUUUCAAAAUAGGCAAUGGGGGAGCAUUGUUUAGGAGAGAUAGGAUUCUUUGGGGUUGAGCGAAUGCAUGCACAUUCAUAGGGAAAAAAAAAAAGCGGUCAGCUGCCUGAUUACAUCGAAAAAGAAGUGCAAGCGUCGCUUUAAUUCUCUAACGGCUCUACUAAGUGUGUUAAAGUAUUUUAUCGAGAGAAAACUAUAUUAGCUGUUGUGUUGGCAGCUUUGAUGAUAACCGGUAUUAAUGAGAAGUGCAACUAUAAAGAAUUGCUUCGUCAGGGCCAUUUUCGGAUGACAGUCGAUUUACAUUUGAUUGCAAAGGCUGAUAUCUCCGCAGAUUAUCUCUCUCAAAGCAGUCGAUGUGUUAUUAGUUCAUUUUGCUUUACUUUAUAUUAUUUUUCACUGUUAUCUUUGUUUAGAUAUUACGGUUGAAUUCGUAUGAAUCCAAUGCCUCGUGUGUUCACACUGAGUGGAGUGAUAAGCGUGGGCUCGUUAGCUGAAAUCUAUGAGCCAUUGCUGCAAAUUCAUGCAAAUUCUGUCUUGUGCAGUGUGGUUCCUGUCUGCAAUGCUUGUGCAUCUUAUGCACAUAUAGGAAGUCUCAUUUUUGAUCUAGCAACUUUGAAAAAAUGAACUUGCACUCCUUUUACUGUGAGAUAUUAUGCAAGAAAUAUCUUGGCUGCCUUGAUAUUUUCAGUGUACAGCUGGCACAGCUAAACGUGCUCUAUAUAAAGUCAAACCUCGCAUGAACGUGAAUAUAAUGUAGUUAACCUUUGUUGGUUAUGCUUGAUCUUUCAGUGGGCUUUCCGACGCUAUAACAGAACGGCAAAAUGUGAGGUUUGAGAUUAUAUAGGUUGCAGUGAAGCAAACACGACCAACUAGGCAGGUGGAAAUAUGUAUUCUUGUUGCAGAAAUGUCAAAUGCUCCGACACAUUUUAGACAUGCAUGUGCGUUUUGGUUCAUGGUUUGGCUGGCUCUCUGCCAGGGAGGUUAUUUACUAAUCAUCUGUGAUUGUACUGAUUGCAUAUGGUUGCAUGUCAUUGAUGCAGAGUGCAUUUACAGUUUAGUAUUUUCAAGGAAAGCUGCUGAGAGGCUGUCAAACUGACAGGCAACCCUUUGAUGGCCCACUGAAUGCAUCACGUUUAUUUGUAUUGAACUAGUUAUCGUCUUUAAGCUGGUAUUAAUGUUUAUGCCGAUAACGAAUAUUGGAUGCAGCACAGGCAUCUUCAUAUAAUGUGCAGUUUUGUUACAAUGGGAUUUAAUUGUAGGGCAAGCAACAAUGCAUAAUGAUAUUGUGAACAGUGCCGUAAAUAUUGAGGGAAAAGUGCAAUGCUGUAGUUGGUUAGUGCGGUGUUAGUCAUUGAACCUAGGAUUAUGUGCGACAUUAAGUAAGUUUUGAUGCAUAAAAAUUUAGUCACAUGGUUGAGCUUCUCUAAGGCCACUUUUGUGAAUGCCUGUGUAGCUUGAAAAAUGACAUUAUGCACCUUAUAUAUUUUGUAAUGUGUUUUACAUUUAAUGUGAAAAGAAAGCUAGAAACAUCUCUUUUUUGGUGGCACCUUGAGUAAUAUUUAUUGGUGUUACGAACGAGGUUCAUUAGACACAGAGCCAACUCUGCAGAAACGCACAGUCAUCUUCAUUACACAAUCGGUGCAAUGCAAAUUUGAAUUAUUUUUCACGCAUCUGAGCCAACUAUUCUUUUUCGCUUGGUUGGAAUUUCCUGUGAGGUGCGUCUGGUCAGACCUAUGUUCUGUGGUCAGUUUUGUAAUGUAUGUGUGUGUACGUAUAUAUAUAUAUAUAUAUAUAUCCCCGUAUUUUCGCUUCUUUCAUUUUGAGUUGAUGUGACUUGCAAAAAUUUUUGAUGCCUACUGCUCCUUCAGUAUGCCGAGAGAUUGUCUUCCUCCCGAUGUGUUGAGCUUGGAACGGAACCCUGUAAACCUUGUGCUAGCAAACCUGCCUGUGAUCUCAUAGCAGUUUUGCAGUUUUAAACUCUGUGUGUGCCAAACAAUGAAAUGGUAAAGACAAAGUGCCUUCGUUGAAUCACGUUGAGGCGGCACCGAGGCUCUCUUGGUGACAACUGCAACUUGUGUCAUGAUGCGUUCUUUAGCGCAACAACCGUGUAAUGCUAGAACUACGAGCAGAUGUGGAUUGUGCGAAAGAAAGAAUGCUGUAGCGUGAUUUAGAGAAGUAUAGCGCACAUUUAGAAAAAUAAGAAAAAAGCUGUAUUGAGCACCUGCACCUAGUGGUCUUAAAGGGACAUCAAGAGGCAAAUGCGAAUUUAGAAGACCUCUCACCAGGCACUCCAUACAAACAAAUGUGUGUGCAUAGGCCACAUGCUAACAAUUAUAUAUGCAAAUUGGUUCAGUUAGCAAUGCCACUAAACCAGUUGGAACAUUUAUAUGAAAGGCGUGUGGCUUCAUUUUUUUUCAAUUAAUUUUUUUACCAUCUUUUACUUGUUUAGUUCAACUGGGAAAGAGAAGUAAACAACAAAGUGUCAUCAUAUGCACAUUGUGCGAUCUGAGAAGUGAGUCGCUCUUAAGUGUGCAUUUAUUUAAUCAUGUAUCGGCAACUAAAUAACUUCAAGAAACGACGAGAGGAGUUGAAAAUUUAAAUGACAACCCCCCAGCAGCCUUAUUCACAGAGUAGUCGAGUGUACUCAUCAGCUGAAUCAACAUCGUAUAGCGACACCAAAAUUCUCUCAGUUUUGUGGUUGUGCAAGUUCACCGUCGUAGUUGCAUCGUGGAGCAAGAAAGGAAAAAAAAAGCGAGGAAAAAGAGUUGUAGCACAUUAUAUGAAAUGUCAUGUGGGCCAUGAGCUCUCAUGACAUUUAUAUUGUCAUUUACAUUGUCUCCAGUCAUGCGUCAUUUGCAUGACACAUGAUUAGAGCCCAUGGUCAGAUUGGGCAUUUGGCUUUUAAUCUGGGUGAAUGCACAGUUCUGUCAUAGUAUCAGUUUUGGAGGCUGAUGUAAGCAACGAGGGAGCUUUCAUUGCGGGGAGAGCAACUUUUGACAUUUUCAAAAGGUACUCGCUUUUAAAGGGCUCUGUGGAUGUCAUUUCAAUACUUCCACUGUUGUGUAACCAAAAUUUUGAGUGUGGCCUGGUGAGGCGCCCUUUAAUUCAUAGGUCAUUAUCAUAUCUCACUGGAAACCCUGUCAAGCCUCUAAAAGGGCACCCCAGCAUUUUGGUUUAACUCACCAUUUGCCUUUGGUGUUCCUUCGUUGUUGUAGUGCACAUCGUGUAGGUGACACUAUUCUGGUAGAAUGUUGCGUCCUGCUCUUCCUUGUUGUUCCUUAGCUUGUCGAUUUGGAAUGCAAAAUAGUGCCGCUGUUCACUGACAGCUGAACACUUAGUUCAUUUAUAGGUUGACCUUUUAAGAACAGCAAUCAAUUGUUCUUGAACAGCUUGAUGCAGGAUAUAUAGAGAUUGUAGUCUGUACGAGAAGCAUAACGUGUAGGUACUAAAAGUAAGCGUAAAGCAGUUCUUUGCCUUGUUAUUUAAUGAUCUGUGAUGUUUUCGAGUUUAGGAAGCGCACAACAAUCACGCUUAAUACAUUGGCCUUACAGUUGUACGAGGGCCUUACACUUUCUCAUCGCAUGUUAAUGCGGUUCGAGCACCUUGCAGUUAGUUAGUGGAGCACUUUCCCUUUGUUUCGAAACCUUGCCAUUUGCACAAAGGUUGGGGAACUUUGCGCUGCAUAGGCGGUACAGAAGAACCCUCGCAGGAGGCACAGAAAACGCGCUAAGAACGAACGGGUGGUCGUGAACUGACAAAUGUUUAAUCUCCUGGGAGGUGCCACCUGAGGUUGCAGUUUGCUUCAACUUGGCAGCAAAUAGCAGUGAGCAAGUGUUACCUAUGUACCACAGACAUGUAGAACAGUGACUAAGAGUCGAGGGCUAAUGGAUAGCUUCGCAGUGCUCAUGAAAAUGGUGCUUGUCAUGUGCUUGAUCUUAAUUUCUAUUUGCUUACUCGAGAGACUAGCAAAGUAUCGUUAAGGUUAGUGUGACUUCUGUCGCAUUAGCAAUGGUGUGCACUGUAGGUGCUGUAGUUGUGGUUAUGGCAGUCAACAAGAUACUGAUGGAAACUUGCAUUGGCGCUCUUUUGAUAUACUGGUAUUAAGCGGAGUUUUUGUCCCACCUGGAAUUGUGUUAGCACUGUUUUAUGGUUUCAAUGCAUCAUUUUGUAGCCACCAAAAAUCGCUAAUCCAUAGACACAUGUGGGCACUUAUGCUAAAAAAACUGAAGGAAAAGGCCAUAUCCUAUCCAUAAGCGACUUUGAGCACGCUGGGGACAUUUUUACUUUGAUCAUGUAGUGCACACUAUGUUAAAUGUAUAACCGAUCUUUGCAAUGAUGAUAUCGGGCUAAAAGAAGUACUCUUGUACUGAAAUUAUUUGUGCCCCCACCGCUAAGUCUUUUAUAUUGCUUCAAACAUUCAGGAAUGAGCCAGAAAACAUCUGUGUUGUUUUUUUCCCCAUUAUUAAGUAACUAUGAAGUCGUGUAGGGUAAAGCUAGUUUUGUGACAUGACCUUCAGACAGGCAUGUGGACAAAUCAAGAGCUGAGAGGACUCUUAUCAACCACUGCUGCAUUGUUGCCCGAGCUAUACCCAAGAAAAUGUUCUUGCGAACUGGUUUGUUCUUACUGAACUAGUAUUGUGUGGUGCAAAGUGUAAAAGAGAGAGAACAGGACAGGGUGCUCUGCUCUGUUCCUCUCUUUCAUUUUUAAUUUAGGCGGGAUGUUACUUGGAUCAUACCCAGAACUGCCUUCAUUGAUGGCAUGCUCGUGAUACUGAGCUUACUACUGAAUGCCAGCUGAAGAUUGAAUUUGCUUUGUUUUUAUGCUUGUAGGGAAGUCUCUCUUGGUAUGUUGUAGUUUCAUUAGCAAGCCCAAUAAUUUUGCCUUGAACCUUGGCCGUACCGAGUCUCAAACCUCUGUGCUCACUUGUUUUCAUUUUAAUAGAGUUUCAUGCAUAUUCGAAUGUGCACAUUCAUUUUCAAACGUGCCGAGAUGCUGUAUUUAACACUCAUCAACCUCGACACGCGUGUGCACUUGCACUGAUUUGGUAGAGAACCGAUGUGACCGAUAUGUAUACUUUCACAGUUUCAGUUAUGUGAACUUAUUUUAGAUGUCCGAUGUAGAUUGUAAGCCUUAUGGGAAAUUUGUGGCUUUUUGGAGGGGGGUUGUGUGUAUGGGUCGGUGCUACACAACGCUUUUAUUGCACCCGCCUUGAUACCGGUGCAUUGUUCAUGUAAUCUGCCGAAAGUAAUUCUCAAUACCCGCAUGCAACACAGUGCCUCUGCAUUUUUCUGCAUGUGUCAUUGAAAGUGCGACGUUUCAUCCUCGCUAAGCUUUGCAGAACAGUUUCAUUCUCAAUUUCUAGAUCGCGGAUGUUUGGGUAAUGCAAAUGUCAUCUGUCUGGUUGAAAUUAAAAGUGCCAUGCAGUGCCCAAGAGCUCUGUUGCAGAUGAUUGUGUGUCUGAGAAGUUGGCAGGGUCAGAGCAAAGAGUUUUUUUGACGAAUGUUGUCAUGUUAAAACUCCUGCUGUUCUCCACAAUGUGGGACUCCUUCAGCCUGUGCCGUGUGCAUUGGUGGCCCGCUGCUGUGGAUGUGCAAGUGUUGUAUCUGUGCAAUGUGCAACGUAUAAAAGCACAAAUGUUUUAUUCUC